Molecule: messenger RNA, 1258 nt
Organism: Tribolium castaneum (red flour beetle)
Lineage: Eukaryota; Metazoa; Arthropoda; Insecta; Coleoptera; Tenebrionidae
Exons: 6
Coding region: 68-1183 (371 amino acids)
Biological process (GO): sensory perception of smell; detection of chemical stimulus involved in sensory perception of smell
Cellular component (GO): plasma membrane
Molecular function (GO): olfactory receptor activity; odorant binding
Source: RefSeq, a predicted model, not a curated record
UCAUCAAAUAGUUACAAGAAGCACUCAUUGAUUAGCAAAGACUUCAGUUUGGUUUUAUCAACCAGACAUGGAGUAUCUAAAAUACUGCCAAACUUAUAUCAAGGGUACUGGCUUAGCUUCUAAUAGUUCCCUUUUUAGAAACAUUUUAGCAAAAUAUUUUUUCCUACCACCCUGUUUUCUCAUAAUUGCUUUCUCAAUUCACGAAUUAUGGGACACAAAUAACAACGACGUUUCUCUCGUGACCGAAGUCUUGGAAUGUGUCGCGUCUUACACUCAACUAAUAAUACGAAAAUAUAUUGUCUUCACUCAAAGCGAUCUAAUGGUGGAAAUUAUCAAUGACUGCGGGAAGCUAUGGCCCUUUGAUAUGUUUGGCUCAGAACUUGGCAAAAAAUUCAAACAACAAAUGAAAACUUGUUGGACUUUAGUUAAAUUUUUAGUUGUUUGUGGCUUUGCAACUUUUUUUCUUAUGUGUAUAAGUGCCCGCGCCGCCGAGAGGGACAAUUCACUACCGUUCCUUUGCUGGGUUCCGGAUUUUCCCUACGCCACUGAGCUGUUAUUUUUUUUACAAUUUAUGCUUCUAUUGGAACUUCUUUAUUACGUACUGGCCACAGACGCGUUCUAUAUUCUGAUUUGUAUGGAUAUUCAAAUACAGUUUGAAAUGAUGGGAAAAAUGUUAAAAUCCAUCAAGUUUGGAGAAAUUUCAGAGAAGGAAUGUUGGGACAAAUUGGUCGAGUUGGCAAAACAGCACGAUAGAAUGUUGAAGCUUCACCAAAAACUGAAUCAAGUUUAUUCGAAAUAUUAUGUAGUGCAAUAUUUCAUGACGGUUGGUUCCAUGACCGUUCAAGCAUACAAUUUAAAAUACAGGAUGGUCAACAUUCAAACAGCAUUAAAAAGCAUUGUGUACACUUUUUCGCUUAUGUUUCAAUGCGGUUAUUACUUUUUUCCUGCCAGUAAUAUAGAAAUUGAGGCUGAGAACUUUUCAACAGAAAUUUAUUUUCUAAACUGGCAAAACAUCGGAAACAUAAAAAUUAGAAAACACAUUCUCUUUAUGCUCAUGAAAUCUCAAGAAAAUUUGGCAAUGAUGGGCGAAGGCAUGGUGCAUGUAAAUCGAAACGAGUGUCUUAUGAUGUUUCGUCUCGCGUUCACAAUUGCUACUCUUUUAGAUGGUUUAAAUCAAGUAUAAAUUCAAGUUCACUUAUGUUCACUUAGAAAUAAUAAAGCACACCGAACAUUUCUCUCUGUCUUCUUUAUUAUUUCC